AUGAACUAUGCGGCCACAAGGCAACAUUUCAUUCAGCCGAUGAAGAAUGAUACUGUGUCGAUUAAUAUGGCGCUUAGACGGUUUAGGAUAGUAAUUUUAUCCAGCAUCCUGGUUGUGGUUUGUGGCUCCUUUGGAUACGGUGGUAGCAGUGGCUACGGUGGCAACAGUGGCAAAGGCGGUUACUACAGUGGAUACGGUGGCAAGGGCAGCUACAGCGGAUAUGGUGGUAAUGUUGGCUACAAGGGAUACGGCGGUAAAGGUGGCAACGGAAAAGGUACUCAGAUCACUUACAAUUCACAGACAAUAUUACCAUCGUCUGGUGCUUCUCUUCCUGACUUCACACUUCAGGGACGGGAUACGGACUCCCCUUAUGGCUCCGGAAUAGGGCUUCUUGCAGCUAUAGGAGCGUUCGCAUUUCUCUUUGCUUUAACGAGGAAUUAA
Ylistrum balloti is the source of this 441-nucleotide messenger RNA. RefSeq lists its product as uncharacterized. The record is from RefSeq and is a predicted model, not a curated record. Bases 1 to 441 code for a protein of 146 amino acids. NCBI's taxonomy places the organism in Eukaryota, Metazoa, Mollusca, Bivalvia, Pectinida, Pectinidae. The transcript is spliced from 3 exons.